GAACUGGGCAAAUUCCCCCUUGAGCUCCUUAGUCUUAUCGUGCAAUACACAGACCUCCUGUCUAUCUCCUCUUUGCGUCUGGUCAACCGGCGAACACGCCUCAUCGUCGACGAGUCUGUCCCGUACAAGUUCCUCGUGCGCCACAUCCCAAACACGCUUGCCUCGCUCAACUCUGCAGACGCCUCCCAGCACUUCACCGUCGCCCAGCUCUACAGCACGCUCUGCGCGCGCACCUGUGCGUUUUGCAAUGACUUCGGCACCUACCUCUGGGUCCCCGAGUGCGUCCGCUGCUGCUUCAACUGCCUUAACGAGAGCCCGCACCUCAUGCCACUCAUCGAGAGCGACGCGAAGAUGCUCUUCGGCGUGACCAAGAAGGCGCUGUCGGGCGUCCCUAGCAUGCUCUCGCUGCCGGGUACGUACGGCAUGGUCGAUCUGUACAACGGGCGGCGCUUCCGCCUCUACAGCCAGCGCCGCGUCGUGCAGGCG
Molecule: messenger RNA, 486 nt
Organism: Fomitopsis serialis
Lineage: Eukaryota; Fungi; Basidiomycota; Agaricomycetes; Polyporales; Fomitopsidaceae
Exons: 1
Molecular function (GO): protein binding
Source: RefSeq, a predicted model, not a curated record